AUGGAUCAUUCACAGAGAUCGAAGACAUUUUACAUCACAACUCCCAUCUUCUAUGUCAAUGCAUCUCCUCAUAUUGGCCAUGUUUAUACUGCAGUAAUUGCUGACUGCCUGCACAGAUACAAGCUCUUACAGGGGUAUCAUUCUAGGUUUGCUACAGGUACAGAUGAACAUGGUCUCAAAAUCCAACAGGCUGCUGGCAAUGCUGGUAAAGACCCUCUGAGCUUCUGCACUGAGGUAUCGGUGAGUUUCCAAAAUGCAUUCCAAAGAUGUGGUGUAUUAUACACAGACUACAUUCGGACAACAGAGAAAAGACAUAGAUAGGCAGUUCAACACUUCUGGAUGGUGGAGUGGAUGAAGGAAAACAAUUAAUUCCGCCUAUCGGAAUUCCAUGGCAAAUUGCUUCAGUGGUUUUGAUCAAACCCAAAGGUCAUCCAGCCUGUAAAGUUUCAGCAUUUAGUUCUUCAAUGGCUUGAAGACGAUCUACCCAAUCGGCUACCCAAUCUGUCAGUGUCUCGCCAGGAAAGCCGCCUUCAGUGGGGUAUUUCAGUCCCCGGAGAUCCAGAACAAACCAUCUAUGUGUGGUUGGAUGCUCUAGUGAACUACUAAACUGUCAUUGGUCAUCCGCAGAAUUACUCCCAGUGGUGGACAGUCAUCCAUCAUCUCGUAGGUAAAGACAUUCUUUUUUUUUCUCCCCAAUUUGGAAUGCCCAGUUCCCAAUGCACUCUAAGUCUCCUCGGCAUCCACGCACAACUCACCACGCACCCCACCAAGAGCGAGAACCACACAUUAGCUACCCAGGCCCCAGGUAAAGACAUUCUUGAACUUCAUGUGAUAUACUGGCCGGCAUUUCUCUUAGCUGCAGGGUUACCCCUACCUCAGACGAUAUAUGUGCACUCACACUAGACAGCAGAAAAAUGGAAAAUGGAAAAAUGUCCAAAAAGAUCAUUAAAGUGAUAGUUCACCCAAAAAUGAAAAUUCUCUCAUCAUAUACUCAUCCUCAUGCCAUCACAGAUGUGUAUGACUUACUUUCUUCUGCAGAACAGAAACAAAGAUUUUUACAAGAAUAUCAGCUCUGUAGGUAAAUACAGUGAAAGUGAAUGGUGGCCAGAACUUAGAAGGUUCGAAAAUAAAAUAAAGGCAGAAUAAAAGUAAUCCAUAAGACUCUAGUGGUUAAAUCUGUCUUCAGAAGCAAAUUGAUUGGAAGGUGGUGAUUUUAAGCAAAAUAUAGGAAGGGG
Messenger RNA from Myxocyprinus asiaticus (Chinese sucker), 1235 nucleotides. It is a transcript of the gene mars2, whose product is annotated as methionyl-tRNA synthetase 2, mitochondrial. Gene Ontology annotation, molecular function: ATP binding; methionine-tRNA ligase activity. NCBI's taxonomy places the organism in Eukaryota, Metazoa, Chordata, Actinopteri, Cypriniformes, Catostomidae. Gene Ontology annotation, biological process: methionyl-tRNA aminoacylation. The record is from RefSeq and is a predicted model, not a curated record.